AUGAACUACGUAGGUUCAGCAUCUCACGCGGUGCUAGAUGUACUGAAAAACGAUGGCCCCGACGAGACGGGGAAGCAACACGUGCUGACACGCCCACUCAUCGAGGUCAUGGAAGAUGUGAAGUCUAAACUUCGACUGAUUGAUGGAGAAACGAAAUCAUUCUAUGAAAAUUCGUACCGUUAUUUACGAGAGGCCAAGAAUGAGGCGCAUAAACUACGGGAACGAAAUAAUGACUUGAGAACCAAACUGGCUGAAUAUGAAAAACUUCAAGGUCAAGUUCGGGACCAUGAGUAUUUGGCCAAACCGAAUGAAAGAGUAUUGAAUACGGAAUUUUCCAAUCAGGUUUGUUUUAGUUCACCUAUGUUCAAAAUUCCACAAAUUUGUUCUCGCACAUUCUGA
Echinostoma caproni is the source of this 399-nucleotide messenger RNA. The record is from the annotation of a GenBank genome assembly. NCBI's taxonomy places the organism in Eukaryota, Metazoa, Platyhelminthes, Trematoda, Plagiorchiida, Echinostomatidae.